AUGCAUCUCGAUAACUUAAUUAUAGACUGGAUUGAUGAAAACGAUCCUGAAAAUCCACUAAAUUGGUCAAUUAGCCAGAAAAUAAUAUUCACGUUUUUAAUUGGAUUUUUUACAAUUUCAGUGUAUAUGAGUUCUGCAUUGUAUACACCAGGGAUCGAAGAAUUAAUGACUGACUUAAAAUGCAGUCACACUGUUGCUACAUUACCAAUGUCUUUAUUCGUGAUUGGUUAUGGUAUAGGGCCAAUGCUUUUUAGCCCAUUAUCAGAGAACGCUACUAUUGGAAGAACAGUCAUUUAUAUUAUAACACUUUCUAUCUUCUUUAUUUUACAAAUAAUAAUAGCAAAUUUGAAGGAUAUUGCAUCCCUUUGUAUUCUUCGAUUUUUUGCCGGAAUUUUUGCAUCUCCUAUAUUAGCUACAGGAGGAGCUUCAUAUACUGAUGUUUUCAAAUUACCAUACAUGCCAGUUGGACUAGGUAUUUGGGGUAUUACUUCCUUUUGUGGGCCAUCAACUGGACCGUUCUUUGGUAGUAUUUUAACUGUUAAAGGUAGUUGGCAAUGGAACUUCUGGUUUCUAGCAAUUUCGUCAGGGGUUUGUUUUAUACCUUUUUUUUCUUCUUACCCGAAUCCUAUGGAAAGACAGUUCUUUAUAGAAGAGCACAAAGGUUAA
Molecule: messenger RNA, 666 nt
Organism: Debaryomyces tyrocola
Lineage: Eukaryota; Fungi; Ascomycota; Pichiomycetes; Serinales; Debaryomycetaceae
Source: the annotation of a GenBank genome assembly